GCCGGGGUUGGUUGACUCGGUCUUUGGUGGAAAAGGCAACAUUAUGAUGGACAGAGAUACACUGCUGCUAAAUAUACAACUCGUUGCGGAAAAGAAUCCUCAGGUUGACCACUCGAUCUUUUUGUACCACCUUCCCUGAAGCUGAGGCAAACUACUUUACCUACAGCAAGCAACAUUUUUUUCUCAUACCUUUCUUUCCCUUAUCUUAAUAGAAUAGAAAUAUAGCACGCUCUUGGUGUAUGUGGAGCUGUUGUUUUAUGACUCCUAUUCAUAUCUUCAUUUGUGGCAACUUUUUCUAUUUCUAUUCAACUUAGUUGGGUUUGUGUUUGGGUUUUUAAUCUCUGCUUGUUAGAUAUUAUGAGCUCGGACACACGCUUCUAUUUCUUCUUCAAAUCGCUCAUAAUUUCGUUCAACCGUUGCUUCUUGUUCACCUUUCUUAUCUACGGUACUGCUGCAAGGAAACUCCUUGCUUGUUCCUUUCAACUCUCUGCUUAGUAGUGUUUUCGUUAUUGCUUGGAGCAUGGAAUUCUUCUUUCUCUGGUAGCAAAGGAGGAAGGUUGCUUGCUUAGUUACUGUUUUAGUUCAAGGAUUGUGAAGCUAUACCACUGUCACUUCUUCGAACGUCUUUAGAUUAAUGAAUUAUUUCCAUUUCCAUUGAUCGAAAAAAGUGACAGGGACAAAUAGAAUGGAAUAGAUGAGGAUCAAUCUAUCUGUUUCAUACAAGUUAAUUUUUAAUUUCUACGAGUAAUCAUACUUGGUGUUCAAAGUGUAAAUUAACGGAACAUCCAAGGAACUCUACCAGUAUGGGAACUGAUAGUGGUGAAGAAGCGGAGUCAUUACCAAAUCCGCGCUCCUUCAAGGUGCAUAGUAAACUGUGCGUGGAACUCAUGAAAAUACUAGCAAGAGUUUUGAGGAUAUUUCCGGCAAUAGAGGAGGCUCGGCCUCGAAGCUCGUCAGGAAUAGAGUCUCUGUGUUUGCUGAACAAUGCAAUCGAUAAAGCCAAACUACUACUGCAGCAUUGCUCUGAUUGCAGCAAACUCUACCUGGCUCUGACAGGGAAUGCAAUACUUCAAAGAUGCCAAAAGGCAAGAAAAUCAUUAUUGCAAAGCUUGAUCCAGAUUCAGGGUAUGGUUCCAGUUAUUUUAGCUGCAGAGGUUUCUGGAAUAAUCGAUGAUCUUGAGUGUGCCACAUUUGUCUUAGACUCUGCCGAAGAAGAGGCUGGAAAGGUUGUUAAGGAGUUGCUUGAGCAAGAUACAGAUACAAUGGACGGUUCUGCAGUAAAAGCUCUUCAGUUUGCAGCACCAAGACUUAACAUUACAUCCCAAAAGGCCAUCUUAAUAGAGAAACGAUCUAUUAAGAAGUUGCGAGAUAAAAUUGGAACCAAUGACCAGAAAAAGAAGGCCAUUUUGAAAUUUCUUUGGUAUAUACUGGACAAGCAUGGAAAUCACAUCAUUGGGGAAGAAAUGGAGAAGGUCUAUUCCAAUAAUGAUGAACCAAUGGCCACUGAGAACUCUAGUCGCCAUUCUCAACAAAGGCAUCAACCUGAGUCUGAUCCAUGCUUGCACUAUGACCAAUAUAGAAAUCAGACUGAUGAGUUUGGUAGAGCUACACCCCUUGAGGAGUAUAAGUGUCCAAUAUCGUCAAGAUUGAUGUAUGAUCCUGUUGUCAUUGCAUCUGGUGUUACAUAUGAAAGGAUGUGGAUACAAAAGUGGUUUGAUGAGGGUAAUGAUACAUGCCCGAAAACUAAAAAGAAACUAGUUCAUAUGGGAAUGACUCCUAAUAUUGCUAUGAAAGACUUAAUAUCAAAAUGGUGCAGAAACAAUGGAGUCUCCAUUUCUGACCCAAACAGGCUAGUAGGAGGUUUUCACUCUUGGGAAGCUUCUAUGACUUCCAUCAAGAGUUUUGGAAGUUACAUAAAUAAUUUUAACUUGCCACUGGAUCUUAGUAACAUGUCUCUUGGAUCAUUGGAUACUAGUUACAAUUCAGAUGUCUUGCAUUCUAAGACCACUCGUGAGUCAAAUUUGAGGUCAAUAAUGACUAAUGAUGAUUCUCACAAACGUCAAGCUCAAGAACAGAUACGUGAAGCAAAUUUGCAGCUCUUGUCCAAACUGCAUGAUCUCCAAUGGGAUUCUCAAUGUCAGGUCAUUGAAGAUGUGAAAGAAAAUUUGAAAAGCAAUUACCAAGCUUUUUCUUCUGUAUCACCUCAGAAUUUCACUGAACCACUCAUCAGAUUUCUGAACAGUGCUUAUGAUCUGCAUGAUGUAAAAGCUCUCAGAGCUGGAACUCAGCUGCUGUUGGAAUUUGUCAACAACUGCAGAAAUGGUCUGAGUAAUUUCAGUGAAGAUGUAUUCACACUGUUGGCCAAUUUUCUUGAUUCAGAAGUGACAGGAGAAGCUCUUGCCGUAAUGGAAGAACUCUCUAGUUAUUUGCAUGGAAAAGCUAAAAUAGCAGCAUCCAAUGCACUCACUUCUAUUCUAAAUAUACUUAAUUCUGAUAACAAAGAGUUCCAACGACAAGCCAUUGUAAUAUUGUAUAAUUUAUCCUUCAAUGGUGAAGUUUGUCCCCUCAUGCUAUCUCUCAAGUGCAUCCCAACGUUGCUUCCAUUUUUCAAAGACAGGUCCCUUUUGAGAUACUGUAUAGUUAUAUUGAAAAAUCUUUGUGACACUGAAGAGGGUAGGAAUUCUGCUGUUGAAACCAAGGGUUUCAUAGCUUCUGUUGCCGAAAUACUCGAGACAGGAAGCAAUGAGGAAAAAGAACAUGCACUUGAAGUCCUAAUUUCUCUAUGUUCUCAACGCAUGGACUAUUGUAGAUUGGUUAUGAGUCAGUAUGUUAUCUCUCAUCUUUUCUAUAUAUCCAAGAAUGGAAGCGACAAAGGACAGGCAACUGCAUUGGAACUGCUCCGUCUUCUGCAAGAUGUGGAAGAUGUGGAAGAUGAUGAUUCCCUUGAACCAAAUCUCAACAACACCUCCGGAGAUUCAAACAGCCAACCUCAAGAGAGGAGAUCAUCAAAGGGAUCAAAAUUUCUGAAGAAACUACCCUUCUUAAAAACCAAGAGAUGAAACUGAAUUCUUCGGCUUUCCAGAUAUGUAUGUUUGUUAGAUGGAGCCUUGUGGAUAUGUCCCUGACAUUAGUUGUGUCUUUCUUGCAUUCUGUAGCAUUUAUUAGCUCUACAUAUUCAUUUGAAAUGGGUCUGCUGCUUAAUUUUGCACCCUAACCAGCAGGUUGUAUGAUGAUGUAUAGUUCUGCUUAUGAUUUUGAGGUAUUCUUUUGACAUUUCAAUUCAGGGCUUAUUAGUUGUUAAAGAUAGCAGGUAGUUUUGCCC
Arachis ipaensis is the source of this 3322-nucleotide messenger RNA. RefSeq names its product ARM repeat superfamily protein. The record is from RefSeq and is a predicted model, not a curated record. Gene Ontology annotation, biological process: protein ubiquitination. Gene Ontology annotation, molecular function: ubiquitin-protein transferase activity. Lineage: Eukaryota; Viridiplantae; Streptophyta; Magnoliopsida; Fabales; Fabaceae.